Molecule: messenger RNA, 1000 nt
Organism: Macadamia integrifolia
Lineage: Eukaryota; Viridiplantae; Streptophyta; Magnoliopsida; Proteales; Proteaceae
Product: LEAF RUST 10 DISEASE-RESISTANCE LOCUS RECEPTOR-LIKE PROTEIN KINASE-like 1.2
Exons: 3
Coding region: 57-977 (306 amino acids)
Molecular function (GO): polysaccharide binding
Source: RefSeq, a predicted model, not a curated record
UGUACUGGGCUGGGUCCUCUCUAUACACAAGUUAAAAGCAAGAAAGAAAAUAAGGGAUGGUGGUGAGAUUGAGAAGAGGCUGCCUCAUAAUAGCAGCCUUGUUCAUUGUUUUGCAGGCUAAUUGUGAAGCUCAGAAAAGUUUGUGCAGCCCUUCUUCAUGCGGGAACCUUGUCAACAUUAGCUACCCAUUUUGGUUGAAAGGCCAUGACCCUCUCCCGGAGUGCAGGGACCCUCGAUACGAGCUCUCCUGUGAGAAUAACCGCACUGUUCUAUACUUGUAUUCAGGGAAGUACUAUGUAGAGUCAAUCUCUUAUAACAACCGAACCAUGAAAGUCGUUGAUUCUGGUCUCCAGAUUCACAAUUGCUCCUCACGACCUCUUUAUUCCUUGACAUAUUAUGCUAACUUCACUAGCAGUACUAAAUCAGAUACGCAAAAUAAAGAUCCUUUCUUCUACCCGUGGCCUUGGCCGGGAAAUCUGGGAAACUAUGUAGUUUUCUUGAGUUGUGAAAACCCAAUCAGAGACACAGCUAAAUCAUCAUCAUCUCCCCACUUUGUGAAUACUUAUCCAUGCAUCAAUGGUUCUUUGGGGGGUUCUCAAUACUCUUACGUUUUUGUGGGAGAGAUACAAUUUUCAGAUGUACCGGACUCCUGUACCAUAGGCACAAUGGUUCCAAUUCGAACCUUGCUAGAUGCCGGUGAUCAUCGUUCUUUCUCUGAGAUACAUUAUGAAAUGGCCAUGGGGUUUGAUCUCUCAUGGUUUCGCAUUGAUUGCGGAAGCUGUGAUGAAACAGGGGGUGAUUGUUAUCCUGGUCAAGAUCCUUUCAAUAACUACAUCGUCAACUGCGACCCCAACCGCGAAGGAGGAAUUUUUCAUUCAAUCUUCCAUUCGCCCCGAUAUUGCUUUACAGAAUAUUAUUGGCCCCAAUUUUACAAGCAUAAACUACAACCACGUCUCAUGGUUAUAGGUAAAGCGUGACACUGUGUACAUUGAUUAUUUGU